This is a messenger RNA of Bicyclus anynana (squinting bush brown), 1906 nucleotides long. Its product is annotated as alkylated DNA repair protein alkB homolog 8. NCBI's taxonomy places the organism in Eukaryota, Metazoa, Arthropoda, Insecta, Lepidoptera, Nymphalidae. The record is from RefSeq and is a predicted model, not a curated record. The transcript has 8 exons. Bases 102 to 1889 code for a protein of 595 amino acids. Gene Ontology annotation, molecular function: S-adenosylmethionine-dependent methyltransferase activity.
UUGUUUUGUUUGUAUGGUUUUUGUUCGUAACUGUGAUUUUGAGGUUAUGUAUGUUUACUUAUCAAUAAUUAAUAUUUUCUAUCUAUAUCAUAUUUUAAAACAUGAAUGAAACUAAAAAAUGCGAUCGAAAGAGAAAAAAGUUUGCCGCGCGACUUAAAACCUCGAAAGGAAUAUUAUGCGUCGAUCAACCGGGACCUAAUAUAGUAUUGUGUAACGUGGGGCAAGCUACAGGUUUUGAGAAAGCAGAUGUUAUCAAAUUGUUAGACACUGUGCGGCUUGGUGAGAAACUUUUAAACUUUAUAGCUGAGAAAGGUGAAUCGCAUUGCUACGUCGUAUUUAACGACUUUGAAAGCGCUAAACUAUUCUACGAUACAUACAACGGCACUAAAGCAGUUACACAAGUACCAAUUUAUAUGAGUUACGUUGAUAAUGUCCCAAAAAAUGAAGUAAUAUGCAAUUAUGAAAUACCUGAAGGCUUGAAAAUUAUAGAAAACUUCAUAACUGUGGAUGAGGAGAAAUCCUACAUACAACUAUUUGAUUGGGUUGAUGAAUCUAAUUUGAAGAAUCGUCAAGUAAAACACUAUGGAUAUGAAUUCAGAUAUGGUAGCAAUGAUGUGGAUUUGAGUACACCAUUGUCUGAGAAGAUCCCUGAAGAAUGUGAUGCAUUAUGGAGUAGGCUUAAAUCUUGUGGUAUUGAUUUUAGGAUACCAGAUCAGAUGACUGUUAAUAAAUAUAAUCCUGGUCAAGGCAUUCCAUCACAUGUGGAUAAACAUAGUCCAUUUGGUGACACAAUUCUGUCUCUUUCUCUCGGCUCACCAGUUGUGAUGGACUGGAGGCAUCACAGUGGAAAAUAUGUACCAUUGGUAGUACCAGCCCGGUCCUUGCUGGUCAUGCAGGGAGAAGCUAGAUACGAUUGGCAGCAUGGCAUCCAGCCUAGAGGAUGGGAUCCUAUCAUCGAGAUCCGUAGCAGCAACCAGAAUACCGACACCAAGGUGCGCGUCAUAACAAAUGACGUCACGCAGAGGCAGACUAGGAUCUCGCUAACAUUUCGCUGUACAAGGCGGGGGCCGUGCGACUGUAGGUACAAAGCGCUUUGUGACAGCGUACAGUCGAAGCUGAUUGAAGAUGGAGUUGCUUCUAGAUUGGAGGAGUUUCAUGUUCAUCAGGUGUACGAACAAAUCGCAGGUCAUUUUAGUUCAACGCGCCACAAGCCGUGGCCCAAAGUGGUGGAGUUCCUUCAGAGCACGCCGACCGGCGCCGUCGUACUGGACCUCGGAGCUGGCAAUGGGAAGAAUGUUUUGAAACAUCGUAACGAUAUAUUACAGCUAGCCGGCGAGCGCAGUGCAGGGCUACUGCGCGAGUGCGCGGCGCACGUGCGCGGCGCGAGCGCGGACUGCGUGCGCCUCGACCUGCUGCAGGCGCCGCUGCGCCGCGCGUGCGCCGACCGGGUCAUCUGCGUCGCCGUCGUACACCACUUCAGCAGCCAGGCUAGAAGACUGGAAGCGGUGUCCACUAUAGGUAGUCUUUUACGACCGGGGGGCAAAGCCCUAAUCACAGUGUGGGCAAAGGACCAAACCAAAUCCAACUAUCUUUCCAAAGACAAAGAAAACCAAGAGUCAAACCUGCACGUAACCAUAGACGGUAUAAACUUACCCAUACAUGAGAACAGAACACAAUUUAAACAUAACGAUUUAUUGGUGCCGUGGAAAUUGAGGAAAAUUAAGGAAAACAAGUUGGAAAAUCAAUCUAACACCACCUUACUGAGGUACUAUCACGUUUUCGAGGAAGGAGAGUUGGAUAACUUGUGCACGUCGGCAGAUUUGGUUGUAGAAAGGAGUUUUUAUGAAGAAGGAAAUUGGUGUGUUGUUUGUACAAAAGUUGAACUUUAAUAUAUUUUUGUUGUUUA